Molecule: messenger RNA, 412 nt
Organism: Trachymyrmex cornetzi
Lineage: Eukaryota; Metazoa; Arthropoda; Insecta; Hymenoptera; Formicidae
Product: putative nuclease HARBI1
Exons: 3
Coding region: 96-356 (86 amino acids)
Source: RefSeq, a predicted model, not a curated record
UAAUUUUUUUUGUUAUUUUAAAGCUUUUAGCAACUUUAAGCUUUUUAAGCUCAGGUUCCUAUCAGAGGAGAAUUGGGCAGGACUUCCUAAGUUGUAUGUGUCAAUCAUCCAUUAGUGGAGCAAUACCUCAAAUUAUACAUGCAUUAAAUGCUAUAAUGCCACAAUGGAUAACAUUCCCUACAGAACAUGAUGAGAUUCAAACUAUUCAGCAAACGUAUUUCAUUCACACAAAUUUUCCGGGUGUCAUAGGUGCGAUUGAUGGAACGCAUGUAGCCAUUUGGCCACCUGAAAAAAACAGGGAACACUUAUAUAUAAACAGGAAAUUGUACCACUCUUUAAAUGUUAUGAUUCUAUAGUUGCAAACCAUGGUGGCCGUACGCACGAUGCAAGGGUAUGGAACUCAAUUAUCGAG